AUGGAUGAUUACAUAAUGUCCCCAGCCCAGGCCUCAGCUCUAAUUAGAGCAGCGUUCAUCAGGCAGGCCAGGACAACAAAGGGCCUGUGGACAUUCCCCUCUGCUGGAGCGCAUGGGCCUUUGUUCUACACGGGCUCGGGCUGGUUCUGGGAGCCUCUACACCGCCCCGCGCUGACUCUGAGGCCUGCGCUGUGGAGAGACGCUGCUGCAGCUGAUGGAGGGCUGACCCAUCCUGGACUGAAGACCUUCGGGACCAAAGACCUACGGGACUGGAGACCUACGGGACUGGAGACCUACGGGACUGAAGACCUACGGGACUGGAGACCUACGGGACUGAAGACCUACGGGACUGGAGACCUACGGGACAGGAGACCAACACUUUGGGAUUGUCAGGGUUGGCUGCAGACUGGCCCGGGACAGAGCAGAGGCAGUAUGGGGCGUGUGAGUGAGGUGGAGGUGAGCGAGGACGAGCUGGAGUGUAAGAUCUGCUACAGUCACUACGACCUGUUCACUCACCGACCGAAGCUGCUGGAGUGCUGCCACACACUGUGCUCCAAGUGUCUGCGCAAGAUUGUGGACGUGGGCGACGCUUUCCCCAGAGAAGCUGUGUGUCCGUUCUGCCGUUACCCCACCAGCCUGAGGGGCAAUUCUGUGAGCGAUCUGCCCGACAACCUCCACCUGCUGUCUGCGCUGAGCAUGCACCCCCCCGCCCAGAGAAAUAUACAGGUGACCACAGAGCUGCUUCUCAGUCCCCACGCUCUCACGUCUCUGGUGGGACACAACUCUACCCUGGCCCCCUCCCUGUCCUCCAGCUCGUCCAGUGGAACCUUCUCAUCCCUGGGCAGCUCUCCAGGCUUUGUACUCAUCACCAUCAUGGAACCCCGUCCCCUCCCACGCCUGGCCUCCAGCCUGGACUCACUGGUGUCCAUGUCUCGUGGCUGGGCUGCACUGCUGUGGCGUGGCUGGGCGCGUGUGCUGCUGUGGGCGCUGGGACUAGUGUACUUCAGCUCUCUGCCUGUAGGGGUGUACCUGCUGCUGCUGCACAGACCCACCAUGGGCGUCCUCAUGGUGAGCCUGGUGCCCGCCAGCCUGGCACUGGUCAUGGGAUACGGCCUGUGCCAGUGUGUGUGGCACGAACUCAGGCACUGCCUCUCUGACGACUCCAGCAGUUUGAACAUCUGA
Molecule: messenger RNA, 1182 nt
Organism: Knipowitschia caucasica
Lineage: Eukaryota; Metazoa; Chordata; Actinopteri; Gobiiformes; Gobiidae
Source: the annotation of a GenBank genome assembly